CUAGACUGGGUCGGUGCCAGCUCUGAAGCCAGGUCGACGCGAGACUAGUGUACACACAGACUACCAACUUCAACCUAGCUCCACGAAACAAAAGUAACGACAAAGUCACAGUCCAAAAAGCGAAAUGAAGACCACCCUCACCCCUGUCGCCAGGGCCGCCGCCGCCACCGGCCGAUUCUCCGGUUACGGCCACGGCCUUCGCACCACCACCACCACCACCCCCUUCGUCCUCCGCACCGCUGCCGCCGCAGCCGCCGCCCCGACCGCCGCCUCCGGGCUCAUCUUCCGCCGCCACAAAUCCGGUCCCUACGGGUACACCCAAGCCAAAGCACUCGUCUUCUCGCGCUUCGGCGAGCCCGCCGACGUUUUGUCGGUCCACCAACACUCCAUCUCCCCUUCUCUCCCCGACGGCUCCGUGCUCAUCCGGGCGCUCGCCUGCCCCGUCAACCCCGCCGACGUGAACACCAUCCAGGGAACCUAUGGCGUCAAACCCAAAUUCUCUCCGCUGCUGGGGACCUCGGAGCCGUCGGUGAUUCCGGGGAACGAGGGGUGUUUUGAGGUUGUGAGCGUAGGAAACGGGGUGCGGGGGCUGAAGAAGGGCGACUGGGUGAUCCCGGCGACGACCGGGUUCGGCACGCUGAGGACGCACGCGCUGGUGGAGGAUGCGGACAAGAAGCUGAUGAAGGUGGGAGGGGACAAGGGCAAGGAAGGGUUGACGCCCUUGCAAGUGGCGACGGUGAGCGUCAACCCGUGCUCGGCGUAUCGGAUGUUGAAGGAUUAUGUGGACUUGAUCCAGUUGAGCGUGGAUGGGUUUGCCAAGGGGACGGCGAGUGGGGGAGCGUGGUUCUUGCAGAAUGGAGCCAACAGCGGAGUGGGCCGGUCGGCGAUUCAAUUUGGUAAGCUUUGGGGGCUGAGGAGUAUCAAUGUGGUGAGGGAAAGAAACACGCCCGAGGAGACGGAGGAGUUGAAGAAGGAAUUGAAGGAGUUGGGCGCUACGGUGGUGGUGACCGAGAAUGAGUUUUUGGAUCGCAGCUUCACGCAGAGGCUGAAGGACGAGUGGACGAAUGGCGGAAAGGAUCCGUUGAUGUUGGGGUUGAACUGUGUCGGCGGAAAGAAUGCGGCGCAGAUUGUCAGGAGUCUGAGUCCCAAGGGUGUGAUGGUUACAUAUGGUGGCAUGAGCAGGCAGAGUUUCCCGUUCCCUACGGGGCCGCAGAUCUUCAAGAGGUUGAGGUUUGAAGGAUUCUGGUUGAGUGCGUGGGCCGAGGAGAACCCGGAGGAAAAGAAGAGGAUGAUUAAUGAGAUUUUGGAGCUGAUGCGCGAGGGCAAGUUUAAGGCUGCGCCGGCGCAGGAGGUUACCUGGUCUUGGGAUACGGAGGAGAAGGUGUUGAAGGAUGCGGUGCAGGGUACCCUUGAAGGAUUCAGGAGUGGUAAGGGUGUCUUUGUCUUUGGUGAGACAUGAGUAGUGAUGACGAUUGAGGGGGAGUGUGUGUGUGCAUAAUCACGGUAUGUAGAGGUAGAUCUAUGGGUGGACAUCAUGAUGUGAAUGCUUC
Messenger RNA from Neurospora hispaniola, 1550 nucleotides. RefSeq lists its product as uncharacterized. The record is from RefSeq and is a predicted model, not a curated record. The transcript is spliced from 2 exons. Gene Ontology annotation, molecular function: trans-2-enoyl-CoA reductase (NADPH) activity. The coding region runs from base 125 to 1459 and encodes 444 amino acids. Lineage: Eukaryota; Fungi; Ascomycota; Sordariomycetes; Sordariales; Sordariaceae. Gene Ontology annotation, cellular component: mitochondrion. Gene Ontology annotation, biological process: fatty acid metabolic process.